Molecule: messenger RNA, 984 nt
Organism: Pochonia chlamydosporia 170
Lineage: Eukaryota; Fungi; Ascomycota; Sordariomycetes; Hypocreales; Clavicipitaceae
Product: zinc finger protein odd-paired-like (opl)
Exons: 2
Coding region: 1-984 (327 amino acids)
Biological process (GO): sexual reproduction
Cellular component (GO): nucleus; Ste12p-Dig1p-Dig2p complex; Tec1p-Ste12p-Dig1p complex
Molecular function (GO): DNA-binding transcription factor activity
Source: RefSeq, a predicted model, not a curated record
AUGUUUGCCGACACAGAAUUCAAACUCAAUUCCCAGUUUAGAGGUUUUCAAAAUACGCCUAUUUCCUUUGCUUACGAAUCGUACACUUUUCUUAAUGAGCAAUCUACCCCCGACAGAUUCUUGGGGACGAGUGACGUCGAAAGUAUAGCCUUGGAUAAUUUUACGAGCCCUAGUUUAGCUCCAUUCGACUAUACCUCAACCCCUGCACCCAUGAUUAGUUCCCGAGACCGUCUUCCCGAACAAAUAAAUCCUCCAGGAAAAGGCCCCAGCACGCCAAAAAUGGCAAACAGUUGGAGACGGGCCGCCUCAGCCCACGACGGACAAGUACAUCCCGGAACCGGCCCAGUUACCCCGUUGCGCAACCUAUCUACACCCAGUUUAUCAACACCUACGUGGUCGAGCGCGUCUAGCUCCGUUGAAGACGCGCUCACACCCUGGGAUUACGAAAAUGAGCUUCCCACGGCAAACAUUCUGCAGGACAGUGUUUAUGCUCUCAAUGUUGACACCUUCAACUCGGCGGCCGUUCAAUCAUGGUACUCCUGUGACCCUCCGUCACCUAGCUGCCUCACUUUCAAGAGCAGAAAACUUGGAGACAACCGAAAACGAGCCGCAAAGACCAGCCAAUCGCAAGUCAGCCCAAUGAAGAUCUCUAGUGAAGCCGGAUAUGACAAAGUGACGCUGGAUCUGGUGCCAAAACCAAUGUUCAGCUGCCGUUAUCUUGGAUGUCACAAGGUGUUUCGCCGACGAGAGCACUUGAAGCGUCAUAAGCAAACCUUCCAUGGAGAAGGACCAAAUCGCUUUACUUGCGAAUUCUGCGGCAGGGACCAGUUCAACCGCAGAGACAACUUAAACAACCACCGAAAGCUGCACGCUCGUCCUAGUCACGGUAAUCGCACAGUCAAGUUCAUUCCGGCUGCUAUCCCUAUUAUUGAGAAAGAGGAAGGCAGGCGAAAGAGACGAGCAACAGCAACAGCUAGGACAUGA